GCAGCUCUUAACAAUUGUGCUGGCGUAGCGGGAGAGACGAAGUAGUUUCCGUCUUUUUCUUUAAACUGCACUUUAAACCGCCUGCUUUGCUCCCACAACUAUCAGAUUAUUCAGCGUUGUAGUAGCGGACUCUAUCUGUGUACACUUCACUUUUAAUAAUGCCUCGGGGCGGGAAAAGGGGCCACAAGGGCAGAGGGAAGCAAUUCAGCAACCCAGAUGAGAUCGACAGACAGAUGAAAGCACAGAAAGAGUUGGAAGAAAAUCCUGGUGCAGAGAAGGUGAGCUCUGCAGAGUCUGAUGAAGACAGCAGCAGCGAGGACGAAUCUGAGUCCAGGAAGAGGAGUGGAGUCGAGGGGCUCAUUGAGAUCGAGAAUCCCAAUCGCGUGUCUCAGAAGAGCAAGAAAGUGGCUGAAGUAGAUGUCAAUGCUCCCAGAGAGCUGUCUCGCAGGGAGAGAGAGGAGAUUGAGAAGCAGAAGUCAAAGGAACGCUACAUGAAGCUACAUCUUGAGGGAAAGACCGAGCAGGCCAGGGCCGACCUGGCGAGGCUGGCCAUAAUCAGGAAACAGAGGGAGGACGCUGCCAAGAAGAGAGACGAACUCAGGAAAGAAAAAGAAGCUGAAGAAGCCAAAGCAAAGCGCUAAUCCUCCAUCUAAAAACCUUCAACGCGCACUUAUCUCAGAGGGAUGGAGAGAGACGGAGAUCUGGAGGACGGGGAGGGGGACCAAUACGAGUGGCAUCAAAUCAAGGGCGCUCCCGAACUCCUGUCCCUCAUUUCAAAUCAGAGCGGCGUGGGUCUUCCAUCACAGCGUGGUCAGGACGGGGAAAACGGGUGGAUCACUGCGAGAUGAAGAGGAAUGCAACAUUUGGGAUGCCUCUAGUUUUCUUCCUCAAGAGGAGACAACCACAGGUUUUCCAAGUGCUUCACUGCCUCUUUACUCUCCCUUCACCCAGCAGGGUUUUAAUUCUGAAGCUGCUGACGUUAUUUCCAUUCCUUUUGAUUCAUACAUUUUUACAAGGUUACCUAAUACAAGUUUACUCGAUGACUGGUAUUACAGUGAGCGUGCAUGGGGAUAUUUUUGGUGCUUUACAUUUCCUUCCAUCUUGCCUGUUUUGUAAGAAGGCUGGACAGAUGGAGAACACUAUUCAGAGGAUAAACUGAUAUAUAGGAAUUAUACAAUGUAGUUUAGUAUUUGUGGCUAUGUUGCACAAGACAUUGGUAUAGUUUUCUAAAGAUUUUUUCUUUUCAACCAUUUAAAGUAGCUCCUUUUUCUCCCGAUUUAUGAUCCUCCCCCUUUUUUUUCAAUUAGAAAUCUUACAGUUGGAUAAAUUGGCUGUCCUCCGACCACAGCGCGUCUACAAAGUAGAAAACUUUCUUUUGCCUCUUUUUUUCUAAUUCUUUUUCCCCAAAUUUGCUCACUUUAAUCAUCUUAUUUCUGUCAGUUCAAAAGUGUUUCAGAAUGUGUUUUGUAAUGCUUUGCUCAAAGCACCUGGAAUAUUACUUGAAUUGCCUACAAUAAGCAUUUUUAAGUUGUUGGAGGGCAUCGUCUCCUCAGUAACUGUGGCCUUGUCCCUGUUUCUGAUGGGGGUCCUCUGUGGUUCUGAAGGACGGAUUGUGUCUUUUGUUGCCUUUACACAGUUUACACAAGACCAGUUCACUGUCUUUCUCCAGUAAUUAAGUGCUACAAAGAACCAACACUGAGUUAGUUUAUUCGGCACAUAUAGAAUCAGUAAUAACAGUCACCACUGAACACAGUGUAAACUAAAAUAAAAACAUUCACAAAGAGAGGGUUUACUGCAGAGCAUUUGUACGUGAUAAACUGGUUACUCAGUGUGUGAAAAAACAAUAUUCCCUAUAACAUGGAAACAGCUCAAAGAACGAACUAUUGAGACCACAAAGUGUAAGAAAUGUAGCCACAGUGUAAAAAAAAUGAAUUCCUCAAGUUUUCCAUCAUGUAUCUGAAGUCAUUUUUAAGAAUAAAUUCAUUAAUAGAUAAAA
Molecule: messenger RNA, 1996 nt
Organism: Plectropomus leopardus (leopard coralgrouper)
Lineage: Eukaryota; Metazoa; Chordata; Actinopteri; Perciformes; Serranidae
Gene: pdap1a
Product: pdgfa associated protein 1a
Source: RefSeq, a predicted model, not a curated record